Ostertagia ostertagi is the source of this 1923-nucleotide messenger RNA. NCBI's taxonomy places the organism in Eukaryota, Metazoa, Nematoda, Chromadorea, Rhabditida, Trichostrongylidae. The record is from the annotation of a GenBank genome assembly.
AUGCGUCGAAAGGUCUACAAAGAAAUUUAUAUCUAUAAUUACUAUGGUUCGCCAACACCUUUACGCAGAGCAAAAACCAUCUCUGCAGACUGCGAGGAGCCGGUUCUACAGGAGAAAGUCAUCCACUCAGCGACGCAGUGCGCAUUCGCGACGUCGCAACUCGUCGCGUGCGCCCGAGUUGUCGCGCCAACGAUCGAAAGCAACGCGUGUCAAGAGCAACUUACAAGUGCCGCUAAGCAGGUAUCGCAUGCGGUAACGGAAUUGCUGCAUGAUGCUGAAUAUGCUUGUGAACGAAGCCAUACUGGCGGUCGACAAUCGCUUACGGACAUCCAUGAAGCUGCCAGACAGACUUCACCAAAGAUCACGAGAACCACAGAGGAAGAGCAGUAUAAUGAAGUGUUGAGAACGACUCACAGAUUGAUCGCACACCAGGGUCCCAGUGAAGAUCUUACACGUGAAGCAAAGAAGGUCAUUCGACACAGUCAAAUUCUUAUGGAGCAGUUUGAACAUGAAGCGCAUGAGCCAUCGCUGGAGCAAAAGGCAUCGUCUAUGGCUGCUGUCGACGUGUCGCAACCGCCACCAGAAUGCGAGUCACGACCAACAGAAGCCGAAUCAGAAAUGGCCUUACGUAACGCCGCCGAACGACUGGUCACUGUGACAAAUGAGACGACCAGUGAGCAGCAGGCAAAACACAUUAUGGAGAAGCUGGAGCAGGCCGCUCGUCAAACGGCAUACGACGCACGCAGACGAUUGCAGCCGCCAACGCCCAAGACUACCGUGGAGAAUCUCGUCUAUGAGUGCACCGAGACGGCCGAGUAUAUUCCGAAGCUGAUCACUUCGAUCCGAGAAAGUCAGCAGGCACAAACGGCCAGUGAAAAGUUCCGCGCUCAAAGUCGUCUCAUACGCGAUGCACAUCAGAUUUUGGCACCAGCAACUCGUCUUGUGGAAGUGGCGCGUACAUCAGUGGCUCAUGUGAGCGAGAACCACAUCGCUUCGAAUCUCCAGCAGGCCAGCAACGGCCUGUCGACCAACCUCGCCGAGCUGCGCACUGCCUUGAAUUCCGCUCAACAGCUGAACUUCAGUCAACAGUUGUACCACAGCGAGGAACUCAUCCGGGAACUCGACCAGGAAAUCCAAGACGUACAGAAGGCGGCACUUAUGAAACAACUAUCUCCACCGCGAGGAGCAACUUCUCAAUCUGCCACCUCGCAUCUGAUGUCGUCAGCGAGACAGGUUGGUAGCAGUAUCGCCCAGUUGGUGUCGGCUGCCACAACCAAGGACGAGCAACACAUCGGUGCGUCGGCGGUAGAAGCAGCUCAGAGCCUCCGAGCAUUCACUGGCGCGGUAACGGAGGUCGUGUCAACAAGGACUGAUAUCCAUCUUGAUACGUUCAUUGUCUCGUCACGUUCAGUCGUUCAUGAUUCUGGAAGAGUAUUCGAUCAUGUACGAGAACAAGCACCACCAAAUGUGCUUGCCGAUGCGGCUAAGCAGGUAUCGGUGAGUCUGCGUCAGGUGAUCGCAUGUCUUCCUGACAACCAAGCCAUCGAGAAAGCGAUCACGCAGAUUCGUACAAUUGGCGUAUCGUCGACAGUUCGUGAACCAGACGUUCGCGUCGCGGCUUCGCGAUUGGUCGACGCGACGUCGCAGUUGAUAGUCUCUGUAAGGCAGCCGAAUAAUCAAGAAGCUGUGAACGCUUUCGUCUCAACAUACACCGACUUCCACACAGCCGUUAUUGCGUCCAUCAAGAACCUUCCGGACAUGGAAGCACGUCGUCAGACGGUUGAUCAACUCGAAACAGCCAGGGAGGAAUCCGUGACGUUACUGUCGUACUUCAGCGCAGCGUCAAGCGACGUAACGCAGACGAACACCGUAUCGCAAUCGUCGCGUAAGCUCAUCGAGACGGUGAACGAGAUUGUGGAGCAA